Messenger RNA from Medicago truncatula (barrel medic), 1218 nucleotides. RefSeq names its product derlin-1. NCBI's taxonomy places the organism in Eukaryota, Viridiplantae, Streptophyta, Magnoliopsida, Fabales, Fabaceae. The transcript has 7 exons. The record is from RefSeq and is a predicted model, not a curated record. Bases 140 to 877 code for a protein of 245 amino acids.
GGGCUUUGGUAGGCACGUGCGAGGCAGAAGCUUUUGGGUCUUUUGGGAGAGAGACGAUUUCAGAAGGGAAAAUCAGAAUUCAGAAGUCUCAACUACCAAAUCAGGGUUUCGUUUCAGCUAUCUUCAUCAUCGCUCCACAAUGUCUUCUCCCGGCGAGUUUUAUAAAUCUCUUCCACCUAUAAGCAAGGCUUAUGGCACAGCUUGCCUGGUGGCUACCGCAGUUUACCAACUUGGAUUAUAUAAUCCAGUUCACAUUGCACUAUUGUACGAACGAGUUUUCUUUCGUUUUCAGGUUUGGAGGCUAUUCACAAACUUCUUUUUCCUCGGACCAUUCUCCAUCAAUUUCGGUAUCCGUCUUUUAAUGAUAGUAAGGUAUGGUGUCCAACUUGAGAAGGGACCAUUCGACAGACGGACUGCUGAUUUCUUGUGGAUGAUGAUAUUUGGAGCUUUUGCACUAUUGGUUUUGUCUGCAAUCCCCUUUUUUUGGACCCCAUUUUUGGCAAUAUCACUUGUUUUUAUGCUCCUUUAUGUAUGGAGUAGAGAAUUUCCAAACGCUCAAAUCAACUUAUAUGGACUUGUUGCACUGAAGGCCUUCUAUCUUCCGUGGGCGAUGCUUGCUUUGGAUGUCAUUUUUGGUUCAGCUCUAAUGCCUGAUCUGUUAGGUAUCAUUGCAGGACAUCUGUACUACUUCUUGACAGUGUUGCAUCCACUAGCUGGUGGAAAAAACAUUUUGAAGACUCCAAUGUGGGUACAUAAAUUGGUUGCAAGAUGGAGAAUUGGAGCCCCACCAAUUACACGUGGCCAGCCUGUUAAUAACGUUCAACAAGAAAGCAGUUCAGGAGUUUUCAGGGGAAGAUCCUAUCGACUUAAUGGGUAGAUGCAAUAAUGAAAGGGGGUGAAUUUUCCUAACCAGUUGUUUCAUCUUCCCUUAUAUAGAUUAGUGACCUGACACCAGACAUAUUGAGCCAAACAUCUCUUGUGAAUUUGAAUGAGAACACUGUAUGAACCUUGACAGUUCAUUUAAAUGCAUACUUUCUUUUGAGGAGCCUUAUAAAUUGAAUAGUUUUCUUGGGAGAUUUACUUGUAAGAAAGACUGGGAUUAAACUUGUGAAUUAAAUUAGUUGUCAAAUGUUAAUCUUGGAUUCAUCUUGCAUUUGUUUUUUACAAGAUUUGUACACUUCUGUAUUUGGUAUGAAAGGCAGUUCGGUAAUUAGAAUA